UCAGAGCCGCUAGUACGUUUAUAUUAUUAUUAAUAUAUAUUUAUAUUUCGUUUUAAUUUACAAGUUUUCCAUCGUUCAUAAUUUUAAUAUUUUUAUACCGUUUUAUACAAUAAUAAAGUGUUUAUAGAUAGGCGUAAUUACAACGUAAACAUAAAGUUACUACACCGGCAAGGAGUUGAGGCGCAACAUUUACGGAGGGAGUUUUUCGACAAUUACGCGGUUUAAGUUCGACCAAGUUUCGGCCGGCCGGAGUUUGACAGUUCGCCGAUUGGAAAAUUUAAAAAAAUUGACGUUUUGAAAUACAACAUGGCGGACUGUGUGUUUGUCAUCGAGUUCGGCGGGUUCGACGACCUCGCCGGGGUCCACUAGCCAUGCUCAACUUCCAUAACAUUUGACGGCUGCUGUAUCCAUGCGGCGGUGACGCGAUGUCUGUCGCGCCAGCGGUCAAGCGCGAGCUGGACCUGGAGAGCGGCGGCAGCAGCCCCGGCCGCAAGCGCCGCAAGCAGGCGGCCCCGACGCGCGCGCAGCCGCAGCACCUAGCGCCCCCGCCCAUCGACCUGCACGCCAAGAUGGCCGACAUCUACAAGAGCGCGCUCGCCUUCGGGGAGCUGGCGCUGCCCACCUUCGACCCGCUCGCAGCCUUCCGCCUGCUGCCGCGACACGAGCCCCCGCGCAUCUUCAACCCCGAGGCGUACUGUGACCUCUGCUGCAAAGAGUUCUGUAACAAGUACUUCCUGAAGACCCAUCGCGCUAACAAGCACGGGAUCUACGACGGUGGCGACCCGCAGCCCGCAGCCCCACCACCCGCGCAACCCUCACCCCCGCGCCGCUCCUCCGACGAGGAGUCAGGGGGAACACCACGUCGUCUCUCACCAGAUUCCGCCCGACGUGCGCGAGAGUCUGGUUUCCAGCCUGACGCACUGCGCCGGUUAGGAGUGGUCAAUCCUGAAGCGUUCUGUGAAAUAUGCUGUAAAGAGUACUGCAACAAAUACUUCCUGCGGACGCACCGGGAGCGGCGGCACGGCGUGCCCGCGCGACGCUCUCCCGUCAACGACCACUCGCCCCCGUCAGCCACGCCACCUGCCGGCCCGCUGUGCACACCACUCGGCACUCCGUUGACAACGCCGCUGACAACUCCACCAGCCCUAUCAGGACCACCGCCUGACACGCCACCACGCUCGCAUUCUCUGCCGCCACCUUUAGACCCUGAAGAAAUGGCUGAAGUGAAACGUGAAUGUGAAGAAGACCUUGAAGCUGCGUUACGUGAUGGCCAAACAAGUCCACUAAACCUUAUAGUGGAAGAAAGGGGCGUGGCCUCGCCCGGCUCUGCGAGCGAAGAGUUACGCAAGCUGCAGACGAUGAUAUCCCAGCUGAACGAGCUGGCGGCCGAGCGGCUGGCGGACGAGCCCAACGACCCGGGCCCGCGCCCCCCCUCCGCCUCGCCCCCACCACCUGACGAGCGACGUGCCUCCUCCUCUGGCUCGAGUUUCUGUGAGAUUUGCAACAAAGAGCUGUGCAAUAAGUACUUCAUGCGCACCCACAUGCAGCGCAUGCACGGCAUCUCACUAGAGAGCGGCACCCAGCUGGGCGGCGUCACGUGCGACAUCUGCCACAAGGAGCUGUGCAGCAAGUACUUCCUGCGCGUGCACAAACACAACACGCACGGCAUCCCCGCGCCGCCCGCGCCCGCCACCACCGCGCCCGCCGAGCCGUGCCCUCUGUGCGCGCGAAGGUUUCGUGGCCCACGAGCUCUGCGCGCGCAUCUACUAGCUGAGCACGCGCCCCCAGCGCGACCACCGCCGCCUCCCCCGCGACCGCUCGACCUGCUCGCGCGAGACAAGCCUUACGCCUGCUCGUAUUGUCCAUUCACCACCGAUGUGCUCGCGUUCCUGUUCGCGCACGAGCGCGCGCACGCGCAGCAACAAGCGAUAGAGCCACCCGAGCUGCCACCAGAGCCUCCUGGGAGUGCGUGCGGGAGUGAGAUGGAGGGCGGUGAGGUGGGCCCCGAGAGCGGCGAGGGCGAGGGUGAGGCGGACGCGCAGUACUCGUGCUCGCGCUGCGAGUUCCGUGCGGAGGGCUUCGCGGCGCUGGAGGCGCACCUGCGCGCGGCGCACGGCAGCGCGGGCGCGCUGCUGGCGGUGCCGCGCGCGCCGCAGGCCCCGCUGACCAUGCAGCCCUUCGUGGUGGAGGAGGCGGGCGGCGCGCUGAGCCUGGUGCCGGCGCUGGUGUUCCUGCCGGUGCGGCGCCGCGCCACGCGCCGCGCGACCGUCACGCUGACGCUGACGCCGGCCUAACGCCGCGGCGCGACGCGGGCGCACGCGGCCAGCGACGACACCGCCGCGUGCGCGCGCCUACGAUCGCUGAACUCUACUAACUACAUUUAACGCUGUGUGCCUUCAAGCGAUUGCUGAAAUAUUAUGAGACGUAUUUGUAAAGAAGCUGCCGCGGCCGCCCGCUCGAGCGCCACACCGCGCGGCGGCCCCCGGCCUCUUUUUGUCAGAGUCUAACUUCAUAUAUUGAGAAUUAUAUUGAACGGGUGAUAUAUGAAACGUUGCCGCUUAUAAAUUCGAUUAUUUAUUAUUAUCUCCUCGAUGUUCCGUCGGGUCGGUCCGAGACGAGUUUAUGAAACGUCGAUUUCGAUCGGGAGAAGAAAUACACCCUAGGAGUAAUUAUUAUUUAAAGGUAUUGUAUCGGUGAGUGCGCACUCACGAUAGCGUCGUAGUACCGGAGCGAUGUUGAUCACUGAGCAGCGCGGCUGCGCGCGCGCAGCUCCCCUCUACCGUACUACCGCGUACUACUACUACGACAACCGCUCUACCUCACCUCGUUAGUUUUUAUAUUAGCUGUUAUUGUAUAAAUUAUAUUUUGGAGUUACAAUGGAGUACAAAUAUACUAAGUUAGUGCGACACCGCGCCGGACGGAGGCCGCGCGCACACGUUAGCUACUCGAUACUAUUUAUUGUUGUCUACGAGUGACUUAAAGCACAAAGAUACGUACUAUUGGGCAGUGAUCAACAUUAAACGUAAUUUUAGUAUUAAUUGAUUAGAUAUGUGGUCGUGGGGCUCGGUGAGACGGGUUUUGUUGUGUCACACACCAAUAUAUAUAUAUAUACGGGUCCUCGUGUUGGGGCGCGGGGCUGAGCUAGGCGCGCCCCGCCGCAUUAUUUGUGUAUCGUAAACAUUAUGUGUUACUGCGCCGGCGCACCGCCGCUCCGCUCUGCAACAAUAUAAACAGCUACGACCGCUUUAAAUUUAAACUAAUGUUUUGAACUCAACGUUUUACGAUGUACAUUAUUAAUAGUUAUAUUAACUGCCAUCGAAAAAGACUGAACAUUUAAUAAUUCACGUGUCUGGCGGGGCGGGGCGGCGCACGCGUCGCUUAUAUUAUUAUCUUGAUAAUCAAGACUUAUUUGAUGGGUAAAAUGGUAACAAAGUUUGUUUAAUAAUUCAUUAUUGGUAGAUCAGUGUGGAGGUUAGCUUGUACAAACCAUGCAGCUUCUAAAGAAAGUUCCUAUGUAUGUACGUAAGUUGUAAUUUAAAUUUAAUGAAACUAGAGGUCGCCCCCGUGACGGCUCCGCACAGGAAUCGAACCUGAUUGUUGAGGUAAUCAUUGUGAUGAUGGAUCAGGGUAACCCUUAUCAGGACAGAGUGCUUGUGGUGGUGACACCAAGCUGACGAUAUAUGACAAAAUGAAACGGAUAAUAAUUUACGACAAAAGAAUAUUCUCUUUCAUUUUUAUAUCACUUGAAAAAAACUAUUUUCUAUCGAUAAUUCUGUCCUAAUUCUGUUCUGUUCCAAGACAUUAGUUUCGUUGCCAACGAAACGAGAAUCCUAUGAAGAUGUUUACUUCAAGUACUUGUAGAGUUCCUAGACAAAGUUCCAAACUGAGAUUCCUACUCCAAAACGUCAAAAUUAGUCAUUAGAGUUCAAAAUAAGUGCAGAGUGAAUUAUUUUGAAUACCUUCCGACGAGUCUUCCGGGAGUAUAGCCAAAGAGGCCUGCACGGAGCCGAGGCGCGGGCGCGCGAUACAACAAAUUAUAUUAAUAACGUUUUAAAUAAUAACAAAUUAAUACAAUUGUACGCGUGGUAAGAUCUCCAGCCGGCCGCCAUUUUCUAAGAGCAUCCGUGGAACAAUAGUAGAGGGUGCCGGGUUUUUAUUAUAUGUGGAGAAUGGACGCCGGCUCGGAUCGAGAUCAUUGGAUGUAGUGAAAAAAAUGUAUUAAAUAUUGUGUUCAGGAUGUUUCGUUUUCCAAAAAUGCGUUGUACUUGGUGUGGAGACCAGUUUUAGGGUUGGGGACGUAGCAGAGAUAGCUCACAUAUAAUAUACAAGCUAUAUAUCUAUAUGUUAGGUGAGGUCCUGUUGUAAUGUUGUCGGACCUCACCUAUACCUUCUCAAUAUACGUAUAACCAGUGCUACUUUUAAUGGGGAGAACCAUAUGAUGACCCUGUGAGAGAUUUUUAUUAUAUAAGACAAGUUAUAUAGUAUUGUAUUGUAGGCAUAACUCAUAAUAUGUAUUUACGCAAUGCUUGUUGAAAUAAUAAUGAAAACUUAGAAACAUGCAGCUCAUAGAAAUGCACCGAAUACAUGAAUAAUAUUGAAUUAUUUCGUGUUGGUCAAUUAUUAUGUAUUCGGUUGAAUUAUUCAAUUUUUCAGUAAGUUUAAAGGAAAACCGCCAUCGUACGGUGAAUUAAUAAUUAAUUAUUUAAUACCUACUCGUAAUAGUAACCGCUACAUAUAAACUUACUGUUAACAAUUUUACUUUUUCAGUCUAUUGUGAUUAUUAUUAGGUAAAUUACAAAAAGGGUAAUAAUUACAAUGUAAAAAUACCUAAUAAUAAAAAUAAAAUUGGUGCUAACAAUAUUUGUUAGCCUCUGCGUUGAAAUUUCCAUAUAAUAGUAAAAUAUGUAAUAAUUUUAUAACUAUUUAUGUCUUAAAAAUACAUGUCUGUCUGUCUGUGCUACGUCCGCAACGUACCAAUAGUACAAAUUUGUUAACCAAGUAUGUAAGGUAUCGGAGUUUGGUAAACAAAUAAUAAAACAGUACAAAUUAAUUAUUAAGCGUAGUUUGGAAGGUUAACAGGAGUGAUAUUAAUAGUUAACAAUAAUUCACUCAAGUACAACGCUUAGAAACAGCCAAUACAGUCGCACGUCUCCCAAAAUAAUAAUUCCUAUUAUUAUUUUAAAAUACGUACUAUUAUUAUUAUUAGAUUUGCAUUUCAUUAUUGUUAUUGCAAAAAAUGAUUUUUACUUUGUAAUAAUGCAAUGGUAAUUUUGCAAAAUGUGAAAAAAUAAUAAAAUAAUGAUGUUGAAAACAUUUAAAAGAAACUAUUAUUGUAUGCUUUACAGAGAAAGCGAAAUAAAUGUUUUUUGGUGACACGGGUAAUGUUUAAACAAAAGUGUUUUUUGCAAAAAUAAUAUUAAUUAUGUUCCUAUGUAUGUAAUUAUAGUUUAAGUAUUUUAAUAACAAAUGGACAAAAUGUCUUCGCGGUUUAUUUCAGAUCGAGGUUUUUUAAUAUUUUGAGAAGAUCUGAGAUGCAGCCGUGAUACAUUUUGUUUAUUAUUUUGUCAGUAUCAAAUAUUUGAGAGGUUUACUAUUAAUAAUAGUAUUUGAUCCUGACAGAAACGUUAUGAUCUCUAACGCAAAGUUCCUUCAUUCCAAAACUAAUGUAAUUUGUUCUAGUCGUUCGUAACUUUAGGUUAUUCGUAUUUUCAGUGCGACUGUAUUUUGUAAAACGUGAAAAUAUUUUUUCGAGUUACUUAUAUAAAACUGUGUUGUUUCUAGUCAAAUUAUUUUAUAAAAAAAAACAUUUUACUAAUGUGGAUUGCCAGUUCGGGCAUAUAAUAAUAAUAAUAAAAUAUAUAUUUAGGAAAUUACAAAAUAUAUGGAGCAUAACCUGAAUGGAUAUUUAUUAAUUUAAAUUGCAGCAGCGAUUUAAAGAAUAUUGGCGUCCACAUUGGAUAAAAUUAUAUUUUAAAAUAUAUAAAGAGAAUUAUAUUCUGGCUUUAGGAGAAAGCCAAACCUUAUGCCGCAUCCAUGUUGUACAACUUAUUACACAUCCUCACAACAGAACAUAAUUACACUCAAAAAAUAUUACAAAAAAUAAAAUGUGAAAUAUAUUUUCUGGAAAUAAUAAUACCACAAAAAUAUAAACAGAAUUAUUUUAUUAAACAAUAAAACAUGUAGUAUGACAGGUGUUAUUGUAAUAUUAUUUUUGUAGAGUAAUAAGACUUGUGGGUCCUGAUAUAAUUGGAUAAUGGUCAGUCGGUAAUGAGUUGUACAAUGUGGUCUGCGGUCGGUAUAUGUUCCUAGCUCCGUCUGUUUGUUAUGUAUUUGUUUUCCAUUAAUUACUACGAAGCAUUUCUACCGUAUUCAAUAAAUUAAAUAUACAAAUAAA
Messenger RNA from Spodoptera frugiperda (fall armyworm), 6394 nucleotides. RefSeq names its product zinc finger protein 579. NCBI's taxonomy places the organism in Eukaryota, Metazoa, Arthropoda, Insecta, Lepidoptera, Noctuidae. The record is from RefSeq and is a predicted model, not a curated record. Bases 426 to 2294 code for a protein of 622 amino acids. The transcript is spliced from 2 exons.